AUGGCGGCUCCGAACGAGAGUACUUAUGACUAUAUCGUCUGCGGUGGUGGCACAUCCGGAUGUGUCGUCGCGGCUCGUCUCGCCGAGAAUCCAGAGAUUUCGAUCCUACUCAUCGAGGCUGGUCAACAUAAUAAGGAUUUGGAGAAUGUACACAUGACAGGAGGAUGGUCGAACAAUUUCGACUCCGAGACGGACUGGAAUUUUGUGACUCCGCCCAUGAAGGGCGUGGAUAACCGUCAGGUGAAGUUGAGUCGUGGUCGAUUCCUCGGUGGAUGCAGUGGCUGCAAUGGAACUCUUUGCAUCCGUGGUGCCAAGCAGGAUUACGAUGACUGGGGUUUGGAUGGGUGGAGUGGAGAGGACUUCUUCAAGUACAUGAGAAAGGCAGAAACAUUCCACCCCAAACCGUGGCACAAGGCUGAUACUGAGAGCCACGGUUACUCCGGACCUCUCCACACAGAACCUCACGACCUAGCUCCCAUUUCUGAGCUACUACUCCAGUCAUUGGAAUCGCAAGGAAUGCCCCUGCAUCAUGACAUGUUCAGCACCGGCGAUGUUGCCCAAGGAUGUGGCCAUGUUCCUCGUACAGUGUACAAAGGGAUCCGAACAACAGGCGCCGAUUUCGUGACGAAGAAAAACCACCGCAACAAUAUAACAAUCACGACCGAUACAACCGUCGACAAAGUGAUUUUCAAGCAGCAAGGCGGACAGACUCGCGCGUCAGGCGUUGUCACCAAGGCGAACGAUGGUACAAUGAAGACAUUCUUCGCUAGAAAGGAAAUCAUUAUUUCCGGAGGCGCAUACUGCAGCCCUGCCAUUCUUCUUCGCUCGGGUAUCGGCCCUAAGGAAGAAUUAGAAAAGCACCGCAUCCCAAUCACAUUAAACUUACCCGGAGUCGGAAAGAACCUCAUGGACCACCUAAUUGUCUUCAUGUUCUACGAAACCGAAAAGGCAGGGCUUACAAAUGACUACGCCGUAUACCACAAUGAUAAUUUCGAACACACCUACAAGCUUUGGAAAGAAAAGAAAUCAGGCUUCCUUUCUACAUUUCCCUUCGGUAUCUUCGCCUUCGCCAGAAUAGACGAGCGACUCAAGGACGAACCACUAUGGAAAAACGCACCCCGCCUCCCAGGCCGCGAUCCAAUGGGUCUAGCUCCUAACCAGCCAAACAUAGAAUUCUUCACGACAGAGUGCUAUGGUGGACCAAAGCAGUAUGAUCAAUUCCCAGGUAACAACCAGCAUGCAUUCUCGAUGAUAGCGGAAUUAUUUGCGCCGAAAUCACGAGGCUCUGUUACGCUUACGUCGGCUGAUCCGUUGGAGAACCCUGUUGUUGAUUGUAACUAUCUGGAUGAUCCGUUGGAUAUGUUGGUACUUAGUGAGGCUUGUCGAUUUGGCAAUGAGGUCGUUAUGAAGGGGGCUGGAACAAAGAAUAUUGUCAAGGGAUCUUGGCCUCCGAAUUUGAAGCAUCAUACCUAUACGACCAGGGAAGAUUGGGUUCCAUACGUCAAGAAGCAUGCUACGACUUGUUAUCAUGCUGCAGGCACGUGUGCGAUGGGGAGAGAUGAUAACCCCAUGGCUGUUCUGGAUGAGAAAUUGCAGGUUAGAGGUGUGACUGGACUCCGUGUGGCUGACUGUAGUGUUAUGCCGACUUUGCACGGAGGUCAUGCCCAGAUGCCGGCUUAUGGAAUUGGUGAGAAGUGUGCGGAUCUCAUUAAGGAGACUUGGCGCCAGGCAGGAAAUGUCUACCCUCGGAUUUGA
Molecule: messenger RNA, 1755 nt
Organism: Penicillium longicatenatum
Lineage: Eukaryota; Fungi; Ascomycota; Eurotiomycetes; Eurotiales; Aspergillaceae
Product: GMC family oxidoreductase
Exons: 6
Coding region: 1-1755 (584 amino acids)
Molecular function (GO): flavin adenine dinucleotide binding; oxidoreductase activity, acting on CH-OH group of donors
Source: RefSeq, a predicted model, not a curated record